AUGGCGGUCUCUCUCACUAGCUCAAAUUGUGCAGAAGUGAGAAAUGUCGGUAUUCUCAUCAUGCUGAUUUGGGUCAUCAAGAUCAGUAUAGUCAAAGAAAACAUUGCGGCAAUAUCAGCAGGUGGUGGCACAGCGGCGGUUGUCAUCCUGGUGGUGGUAGUAUUUGGCUUUAUAUACUGGAGGCGAAGAGGCAAAGAGAAAAAUUAUUCUUCACAAGACCAUAAAAAUCAGCCAUCAUCUUCCCAUCGACCAAGCGACGCUUACGACGACAGCCAAGAUGUUUCUGAGACUGGCUUUUCCUCCGGCGUCGUUUCAUCCCCGAAUGCAUCAGACGAUGUUAAGUUGCAUAUGAAGGCAAAAGAGCAAGAAAGUACAAUAGCUGACCUGUACGCCGUCCCCGUAAGAAAGAAAAAAGCCAGAGCAUGUACAGCCUCAGAUACAGCGGGCGACAGUGUGCAGAACCCCAGCGAUCUGUACGCUGUGCCAGAGAGGAAGAAAAAGAAAAAUGCACCACCCAGUGCAAUCCAAGGUUCAGUGAAGCUGACUCUGAUGAUUACCAGUUGGCAACACAUUUCGGAGAUGACGUGUCAGAUGACGACAUGCAGAUGGUAG
Messenger RNA from Lingula anatina, 612 nucleotides. RefSeq lists its product as uncharacterized. NCBI's taxonomy places the organism in Eukaryota, Metazoa, Brachiopoda, Lingulata, Lingulida, Lingulidae. The record is from RefSeq and is a predicted model, not a curated record.